Molecule: messenger RNA, 3407 nt
Organism: Polypterus senegalus (gray bichir)
Lineage: Eukaryota; Metazoa; Chordata; Cladistia; Polypteriformes; Polypteridae
Product: post-GPI attachment to proteins factor 6-like
Exons: 15
Coding region: 175-2319 (714 amino acids)
Cellular component (GO): plasma membrane
Source: RefSeq, a predicted model, not a curated record
UUUUGCUUAGAUCAGUUAUGCCCUUACCAACGUCCAGAUGACUAUUGAAAAGCCAGUUCCAUAGUACAGCUGCUUAACAAACCUGAUUUGAUUCUUCCUACCAUACUGGCUGAGCAGCAGACCUAUUUAGUUUAUGAGUGGCUUCCUGUUGACCCAUCUUCUCAAGGUCUCCACAUGUAUUGGUGGUAUGGGAGCAUCAGUCUGUUUCGUUUUCAAAUUCCAGAGGAUACCUUCCAGGCAAACAUUAGCUUGGAUUUCAUCUUUGCCAAUAAACAGUACUGCAGUGAUGUGACCAUACUCUUACAUUGCAGAGCUGGUGCACUUCCAGUUAUUGAUCUCAAGGAUGUUUCUUCUUCUGCUGAAUUUACAUCUCUAACUCAAACUAUAGUGGCUUAUAAUGGGUCCAGAUUUUGCUGUCUUACUCUUGACAAUCCUGCAGAGGAGCACUGGUUUGUGGCAGCAUACAUUCCACCUGGAAAUUUCAACAUCAAAGCAGAGUGCUCAAGUACUCCAUGCUAUAAUGUGCUACCACAAGUGAGGAUUGCUAAGCGGAAACAUGCACAAAUUUUGAACUUUAACACCACCUUGGUGCAGAGUGUGCAUGCACCCAACACGGCAGCUUAUUUAAAAUUGUUCAUUCCUGAAAAUACAAAAGAUGUGACCUUCCAGGUCAUAAACUGCGCGUCAGAAGCCUGGACUACUAAAGACUGCCCCAUAUUACUUACUGUAGGAUCAACAACUCAUCGUCCAGAUUCUGUGACGAAGCAAAACUGUUUAGGAAGCUCCUUUUGUGUGGUGAGACUCCACCAUCCACCCUGGAAUAAAUGGGUGCCAAUUUCACUGAAUGGCCUGAUUGCUUAUAUGGUCUCUCUUCAUAUUCUAGCCACUCACACAGCCUAUACUCCAGAAAGCCAACGGGGCUUGCAGCCCAUGAUGUCUGCAGAUAGAAACAACAUGUUCUUGUGGGCCAAGUCUGUGGACUCCAUCCUUUGUCCACAUAGUCCCCUUGUCACACCCCAGCAAGCAGAAGUAAAUCUUCCAAGCUUCUUCAGUGAGCCUGUUAGCAGAAAAGACAUCACACUUCUUUCUGUGAGAUAUACACUGCUGAACGGGCCUUUGGUGAAUGUCUUCCCACGCCUGCCAUCUAUGAUUUCGUUCGAUGUAAAUGAUACAUUGGAUGUUGGUGGCACUCUCAUUAUAGACUUGGAGCUGAGUAAGCCUUCAUUUUUGAACAAGCAUGCUUUGGUGUUUACCUGUUUCUGUGCUCUGUCUCCUGUACUGAUCCUGGAAGAACAAAACUGCAGGACAGCGUUUUUCAGUGGACACUCCGUCCAAAUGACCUCGAUUGCACCUGUGGGAAAGAUUCAAGUACAAUACCCUGAACCUGGAAGAUGGUACCUCACCAUGCAAAUCUUGUGUCCUAGCAACAUAUGCGAUUGCGACGAUACAGUUGCCAAGGUGAAUGUCUCAGCCCGCAUUGCCUGCUGCUCUGACAAAUGUGCGGCCAGUGGAAAAUAUGGCAUUCGGGAGGAGAAAGGCUAUUAUUAUGGAGCUUGUCUGUGGGAGAAUGUUACAGCUCCAUGGUUGUGUCUUGACACAAGCAAUUCAACCUAUUUACAUGACUUGAAAGCAGUCCUUUUGCUAACCAUAAGCAAUGGAAUCUUCAUCCCUGCUAUUAUACUGGCAGCACGGAGAGGUCACUUCACAGAGUCCAUCAUCUAUGUCUUCACCAUGGUCUUCUCCGCACUGUAUCACGCAUGUGAUAUGGAUAGAAUGGUCAGAAUGUGUGUGACUGACCGCAGAGUGCUACAGUAUGGUGAUUUCUUGGCCUCCACUAUCUCCAUCUGGUCAACACUUAUCUGCAUGGCCAGACUGAAGUAUCAGCUCAGAUGUGCAAUGUUAGUGAUUGGCUGCAUGUCUGUCAGUAUUUCAUUACAAUAUAAUUUGCUUGGUCGUUGGAAUAUCAUCAUCCCAUGCAUUUUUGCAUUCGCAAUUAUGGUGGUCUCUUGGGUGAGACGUGGAGUUUUACGAAGGCAAUGCUACCCAGUGACUUGGAAGCGCUGGGUCUUUUAUCUGCUGCCUGGUACAGUAAUGGCUACACUUGCCUUAGUGGUGUUUUUAUUGUUGAUAACCAGAGAGAACUAUUUGUACACACACACCAUCUGGCACAUCCUGUGUGGCAUCACUAUACUUUUUUUGCUUCCACCCAGUCCAGCAGAAGAGGUGCAAGUCCAGCAGAAGAAGUAUGGAGGAGAAAUAACGCUUAUCUUUUGUUCCAAUCCUCCCUGUAGAAAUUUGAAAGACUUUGUUCGAAAAUGAUUACAAGACAUUUUCACUAUCUUGAUUGCUGUUGCCUGUAUUAAUGGUGUGGCCAUGAAGGAUCACAUCGGUGCUGCUUUCAGACUUGAACAAAUUGGAGGAAGAGCUGUGAACUCGGAUGGUGCUCCAGCUUGGAAUACAGUUUCUAGUUUCUCUCAAAAUAUGGCAUAAUUCUUCAGCCCAAGCAGUUUUUGUAAACUGCACUUGAAGUUUACUUUCAAUACAGGUGUAUCAUUGAGCAGAUGAUAGACAGGACCAUUGGAGGACAUAAAAAGAGUAUUUUUGGAUGAGAUAUCAGGGCAGCUUAACUAUAAGCUAAACAAAUGAGCCUGAUGAACUGACUAGUCUCAUCUCAUUUGUCAAAUUUCAUGAAUUUCAUGUUGAGCAUGACUUGUGUAAACUGGAUUUUAUUUUGUCCCUUAUAACACCAUUUCAUUACAUGCAUGGAAUGUUACAGGACAUAAUUAGCCAAAAAACAACAAUUGGCUUGAGUUUAUUUUUUAUUACUGCACUUUCACUCUCUGAAGCUAAGUUGCUGCCAUCUAAGUUUGUUCAGAUGGACUGAUGAAGGCAUGCUGCCAUCACACUUUGUAUACAGUACAGUUUCCAUCAAGGUUGAUUCAUUUCAGUUCUAGCAAUUGGGCCAAGUGCAUUGACCUUUGCAUUAAGGAGAGGAAGCAUGAAAGGGAAUUACAUUUCUGCAUUUGUCACCAAUCAUUUUUACCCACAGGCACAAGUGACGCCAUUGACUAUUUUGCUAAUGUUAAACAGAUUAAAGUUGAGACUCUGAACUGACUAAACAUAUUAACUAGCCAUGCCACUGAUUCCCAUAUAUCCUAAGUAUGUUUUAUCUCCAUCAAAUCUGCUUCUAAGCCAGGGAUUACAGAUUUUCAAGGACUUUCUUUGGCUGCUAAAGUGGAUUGCACUUCUGGCAGCUGUGACGUCUUUGGGCCGCCAGCCAUAUUUUUGAAUGUUUUUUUUUUCUUCUAAUCAAGCUAUUGACAAAAGAGGACCUUAUGAAUGAUGUAACUUCCAGAUUAAUGUGUGGAAGCUCAUGUAUUUUCUAAUAAAUUCACAUUUAAUAGUCA